AUGGGCAAAAGAAAGAAGACUAGGGUUUCGCGCGAAGAAAAGGAAGUCAAAAUGGAGGAGAAACGGCAAGCGGAGGAGGAGGAGGAGGAGGAGCAUCAAAGUGACACCGAGACCGCCGAUCAGUCCUCCGGCGACGACAGGAGCCUCUACGAGGUUCUUGGUGUGCCGAAGACAGCAUCUCAGCAAGAGAUAAAGAAAGCGUACCACAAAUUGGCCUUGAGACUCCAUCCAGAUAAAAACCCUGGUGAUGAGGAAGCAAAAGAAAAGUUUCAGCAACUACAGAAGGUGAUAUCAAUCCUUGGGGAUGAGGAAAAACGUGCACUUUAUGACCAAACUGGUUGUGUUGAUGAUGCAGACCUUGCAGGAGAUGUUGUCCAAAACUUGAGGGAAUUUUUCAGAUCUAUGUACAAAAAGGUUACUGAAGCUGAUAUCGAGGAGUUUGAAGCAAAUUACAGAGGAUCUAAUUCAGAGAAAAAUGAUUUGAUUGAGCUUUAUAAGCAGUGCAAGGGUAAUAUGGAUAGGGUCUUCUGUUCAAUGCUGUGCUCUGAACCUAAGCUUGAUUCUCACCGUUUUAAAGACAUUCUCGACGAGGCAAUCUCUGCAGGAGAACUCAAAGCCACAAAGGCUUACGACAAAUGGUCAAAGAAGAUCUCUCGAGUGAAACCGCCUACAAGUCCCUUGAAAAGAAGGGGGAAGUCAUCAACUAAAGAGUCAGAAAGCAACUUGCUUGCGGUCAUAUCCCAGCGGCGGAGCGAGAGGAAAGAUCGAUUCGACUCCAUGUUCUCCUCUCUUCUCUCCAAAUAUGGCGGGGCUGGUGGCACUGGCACAUCUUCAGAACCAACAGAGGAAGAAUUUGAAGCCACGAGGAAGAAAGUGGAAAGCAGAAGAGCGUCCAAGAAGGUUAAGAGAAACUAG
This is a messenger RNA of Linum trigynum, 915 nucleotides long. The record is from the annotation of a GenBank genome assembly. NCBI's taxonomy places the organism in Eukaryota, Viridiplantae, Streptophyta, Magnoliopsida, Malpighiales, Linaceae.